AUGUGGAUUCAAGUCAGAAGUUUCGAUGGGAAGAUUUCGAUGCAAGUUGACAACUUGUCGAAGUUGACGAAAAUUGAAGAUUUGCGAGAGCGACUUGUUGCAAAGUUCAAUGCCCCAACUGAUAGACAACGCUUAUUUUACAGAGGGAAACAGUUGACAGAUGGACAUUCACUGUUUGACUACAAUGUUGGCCUGAAUGACCUGAUACAGAUCUUGGUUAGACAAGAUGCACCAUCCGAAAAAGUCACAUCUCAAAUCAAUGGCUACAACAGUGGUGGAGAGGAGAGUUCUGCCUCAGACAAGGAAAAUAAAAGGCCCUUGACGCCAGAUGCUGGGGUUGCUUCGACAUCAAAUGAAGAAGUGGAGAGUAAAGAAAUUGUAGAAGAUUUACAAUCUACAUAUAAGGUUGGAGACAUAAUUGAUGCAAGAGAUACUUCAGUAGGAGCAUGGUUUGAGGCAAAAAUUGUGAAAAUUGUGGUAGACACUGGGAAAAAAGUGGAGAAAGUAGCUGAACCUAACAAUAAUGACAAUACAGUGAUUGGAACUGAACACAACAAUAACCUUUUGAGUGAAAAACUUAGAGAUUCUAGUGAACAAACAGGCAGUCAUGACACUGGUGACAAUUCUAUGGAGGUGGAUGACAACAGCGAAAAAACAGACAAAAUAAAAACAGACAAAAACUUUGAGGAAAUAGACAAUUUAAAUGAUGGUUUUGUUUAUCAUGUUGUUUUUGAAGGAUAUGAAGAUACAGAUGCAGAGGAGCUUACAUGUGGAAGAAUCCGUCCACGUGCGAAGACAAUUUUAAAACUUUCAGAAGUUAAAGAAGGACAAAAAGUUAUGAUAAAUUACAAUGUUGAUGAUCCAGACCAGCGUGGGUUCUGGUACGACGCUAUUAUCACCAAGAAACAGGACACCAGAACAAUCAAGAAAAUUUUAGCAACAGUUUUCAUAGGCCCUGACCUCAUGCCUCUUGAUGACUGCAACAUUCUAUUUUUGAAUGAAAUAUUUGAAAUUGAAAAAGCUGGUACACAACUUAAUGUGGAAGAUGUUACUAAAGAUCCGUCACAAUCACCUGUGAAACGUCAGAACAAGCCAGAUUGUAGUCAUUGCAUGGACAACCCUCGUAGGAAAUGUAAGCACUGUGCUUGUUGUGUGUGUGGUGGUAAGAACGACCCUGACAAACAGAUCCUCUGUGAUGAGUGUGACCAGGCCUACCAUCUCCAGUGUAUGAACCCUCCGCUCGACAGUAUUCCUGAGGACGAUGAGUGGUAUUGUCCAGAUUGUAAAACAGACAGUGAUGCAAUUGUAAAAGCUGGUGAGAAGUUAAAAGAAAGCAAAAAGAAAGCCAGGAUGGCAUCAUCAACAAACUCCACGAGUCGAGACUGGGGGAGGGGAAUGGCUUGUGUGGGCCGACAGAAUGUGUGCACAGUUGUUCCAGCAAAUCAUUUUGGGUCCAUUCCUGGUGUAGAGGUUGGCACCCUGUGGAAGUUCAGGGUUCAGGUUAGCGAGGCUGGAGUACACAGACCACAUGUGGCUGGUAUCCAUGGACGUGAAGAUGUUGGAGCAUUUUCUAUUGUACUUUCUGGAGGCUAUGAAGAUGACAAGGAUGAUGGAGAACAGUUUACUUACACAGGAAGUGGAGGUCGCGACCUUUCUGGAAAUAAGCGUACAGCAGAACAGUCAUGUGACCAGGUUCUGACACGCAUGAAUAAAGCUCUUGCUAAGAACUGCAAUGCCACCAUAGACAACAAGAAGGGUGCUUGUUCUGAAGAAUGGAAGAAAGGGAAGCCAGUGCGUGUCGUACGCAACUGUAAGGGAAGGAAACACUCCAAGUAUGCCCCAGAGGAAGGCAACCGCUAUGAUGGUAUUUACAAGAUAACCAAAUACUGGCCAGAGAAAGGGAAAUCUGGUUUCCUUGUCUGGAGGUACCUCUUAAAGAGAGAUGACCCAACUCCAGCUCCCUGGACAAAAGCUGGCAAGAAGCGUAUUGAAGAACUAGGCUUGGAAAUGCAGUAUCCUGCUGGGUAUCUGGAGGCCAUGGCGAAGAAAGAGGAGGAAGAGGAAACAUCAGGAUCCUCUUCUGGGAAGAAGAGAAAAGGCAAGAGGAAGAGAAGUGACUCUGAUUCCUCACCAGGUGGCACUCCAGAGAAGAAACAGAAGGUGGCCAAAUACAAAAUAGACUCGGCACAGCUACAGCUCAUCAAACAGGAUGAAAUUAACAAAAAGCUGUGGGAGGAUGCUAUGUUACUUACCAAGGAGGGGGGACAGAAGUUUCUAGGGAAAGUAGAGGAGCUUUUCAAUUGUAUCUGUUGUCAGGAGGUUGUGUUCAAACCUGUCACAACUGUCUGCAACCAUAAUAUCUGUAAGCCAUGUUUACUCAGAUCAUUCAAAGCUGAGGUGUACAGCUGUCCUAUGUGUCGAACUGACCUGAAGCAGGAUGAGGAUGAACUCAAAGUUAACAAAACACUGCGGACAAUAUUACAGAAUUUCUUUCCUGGUUAUGAAGCUGGCAGAUAGAUCAAACUAAAUUUUUUAUGUUAUAUUUGUUACUGUUGUUUCAAUUUCUGGGUACUAUCUAUCUCUAGAUACAAGGUGGAUGGAUCAUUUUCUUGGUCUCGUAGCUCAGCUUAGUUAAUGAUCAAAUUCAGUGUACAUCUUUUUCAAACAUUGAUCAACCUUGUUUUCCCUUUUGAAAAAAAGAAAAUGUGACUAACAACAAGGAUGAUCGCAAAUUGUAUUGAAAUUUUUUUCUCAGCAGUGUUGACCAAAAGAAAUGAUGUCUGAUGACUGUUUAUGGUCAUUAGUUAGUAACUAGCCUACGUGCAAUGUUUGAUCAUUGUAGGUACUGUUAGAAAGGGAGGUAACAAGAUUGUUGCCGAUGUUCAGCUGAAUCUGCAAACAUUUUUAUUGCGAUAGAUAAAACUUCUUUCAAACUGUGGUAUUUCUUUUUUGUACUAGAUAGCACAAAGAAGACAUCUAAUAUACAAAUAUAUUUUUUUAUUCAUCAAGUCACUCAUAGUUGAAAUACUAGUCUAGACACUUGUCUUGUUUACAUCAUUUUAUGUGCCAUUAACUCAAGGAUCUCAAACAUAUGUCUUGAACGUGUACAUGUCAAUCUCACGUUUUAGUCUAGCUAGUAUGCAUUUGGACCUCACUAUUAAGGCUGGUGUACAUGUGAACCUCACUGUAUAGGAUAGUGUACAUGUGAACCUCACUGUAUAGGUUAGUGUACAUGUGAACCUCACUGUAUAGGAUAGUGUACAUGUGAACCUCACUGUAUAGGUUAGUGUACAUGUGAACCUCACUGUAUAGGUUAGUGUACAUGUGAACCUCACUGUUUAGGUUAGUGUACAUGUGAACCUCACUGUAUAGGAUAGAGUU
Messenger RNA from Ylistrum balloti, 3381 nucleotides. RefSeq names its product E3 ubiquitin-protein ligase UHRF1-like. The coding region runs from base 1 to 2517 and encodes 838 amino acids. Lineage: Eukaryota; Metazoa; Mollusca; Bivalvia; Pectinida; Pectinidae. The transcript has 17 exons. Gene Ontology annotation, molecular function: protein binding; ubiquitin protein ligase activity. Gene Ontology annotation, biological process: protein ubiquitination; negative regulation of gene expression via chromosomal CpG island methylation. The record is from RefSeq and is a predicted model, not a curated record.